Messenger RNA from Darwinula stevensoni, 729 nucleotides. The record is from the annotation of a GenBank genome assembly. Lineage: Eukaryota; Metazoa; Arthropoda; Ostracoda; Podocopida; Darwinulidae.
AUGGCGUCUAGGAGGAAAGUAGGCGACGCCGGCGGUUUGGACAAUGUUAUCUCAUCACCAGAAGUAGGCCUUAUUGAUCUCUCUCAACCAGAGUUGCUGUCCAAGGAAGUUCUUCUACAAGUUCUGUCUGCUCGGCACAUUUGCAAAACCCUGAAUGGACUGCAGAAGGAAGAACUUGUGGAACUCUUUCACAAAUACAUUGUCCCUCUUCCAAGAAGGGUCCAUCGUGAAAACCGGCGUGGGAAGUUAAUGUUACAAGCCCAAUCCUUGCAAGACAGCAGCAUUGAAGAAGAGAGAACUACAAGAGGAGCCAAUGGGGAAAAUGAUACUUCAAAGGUGGAAUGUGAGAGACAGAGUGGAGAAUCCCGAAUGAAACCUUGCCCACUUGUAACUGAAGGACCAUCAAGAAGAGUCAUCAAACUGUCUCAUGCAAGGAUUGAUAAUGCAUCCCAAAGGAAAGCCAAAUCAUUUCAAAGCCCUAGUGACUUUCAAGACAAAAGAAAAGGCAGUGAGAGGAUUUCACUCAAACGAACAUCUGAAUCCGAAGACUCUGGAUCAUUCAAAGCCUUCUCGAAGCAUGUAAGAGCAGCAGGUUUUCAAGCAACCAAAGUUCAGCAAUCUCAAGAGUCCCUUAACAAGCAUCAUCCUACUAUUGUAAAAAGCCUGGCAGACGAGAGGUUCCAGGCAGAAGAAAGCUACAAAGGAAAGGAUGCUGAAGCCCUAGGCUAG